Acanthoscelides obtectus is the source of this 1836-nucleotide messenger RNA. The record is from the annotation of a GenBank genome assembly. Lineage: Eukaryota; Metazoa; Arthropoda; Insecta; Coleoptera; Chrysomelidae.
UAUAUAUAUAUAUAUAUAUAUAUAUAUUAUCCGAUCCCAAUACCCCGAAGUCGCGAGCUAGAUUCCCUAUCGAUUCGAGGCUAGAAUAAUUUUUGCCGCGAUCGCCGACCUGAUUGAGUGGCUCGCUACGUCAUACCUCCCACGCGCUUACGAGUUUUAUACGGGAUUUUAACACGCGAGUUGGCGAAAUAAUUUUUAGCCAGUCCCGAUUUACGUGUGUACGAAAUCGCUUCGUCGCGUCCCCGUGCCGUCGUUCGGGCGUUCAAAAAGUUUAAAAUGGCAAAUGAAGUACAAAAUUUGUUAAAAGAUGCAGCGGAAAAGACAUGGACAAGAACUGGAUUUAACGAUUUAAAGCAUAUAAACCAGAAAAUUAGUAAGCAUGAAAAUUCGGCUCGUCACAUGAUUUGUUCGACAGAAUUAGCUUUAUUGGGAACAGCUAGUAUCGCUGCUCAGUUAGAUUCCGCUUACAGGCAAAAUAUUAUUAAGCACAACGAGCAAGUGGACAAAAAUAGAUAUCUUUUAAAAAGAAUAAUAAACUGUAUAAAGUUUUGCGGUAAAUUGGAAUUAGCGUUAAGAGGGCACGACGAAAGUGAAGACUCUGAAAAUCGUGGCAUUUUUCGAGAGUUGAUUAAUUUUACGUCCGAACUGGAUACAAUAUUAAAGGAACAUUUAAAAAGUGCGACUCUGUUUAAGGGUACUUCUAAAACAGUACAAAAUGAAAUACUAGAUAGUAUGUUAGAAGUCUGCCAACAAGAAAUUCGACAGCAAAUUAAUGCAGCAGAGUUUUUAGCUAUACAGUGCGACGAAACAACAGAUAUUUCACAUCAUUGUCAAAUGGUAAUGAUAUUUAGAUAUCUCCAUGAAGGUGAAAUACAAGAAAGAUUUUGGCGUUUUUUGAGCGUUACGGACAAGACAGCUGAAGGUUUGGCAAAGUGUAUCGAAGAAGAACUAGGCCCAUUAUUAAAAGAUUCACCCCACAAAUUAAUUGCGCAAACUUAUGAUGGUGCAAACGUAAUGAGCGGUAGCAGUGGUGGAGUUCAAACAAAAAUCAAACAAAAAUAUCAGAACGCUCAUUUUAUACACUGUUACGCUCACCAACUGAACAGAGAGCAGCCAGCCAAAAUCCAAAAGAAUAAAGACAGUGUACAACUUUUAAAAGAUAUUGACGUAUUUGAGAAGGCCAUUGUAUUGAUUAGGGACACUACAGAGGAUAUACAGCAAACUGUUGAAAAUGAGCAUGGAGACAAUGGAAAUAAACGCAGAAAAGUAGGACCCGAAGAAAGAAAUUGUAUUAUUGCAAAAGAAGUUUGCGAUAUAAUAAUUGUACAGACAAAAGAGAGACUUUCUUACAGGGGUCAUCUAGAAGCUGCAUCUUUAUUAGAUACACAAAACUUCACAAACUAUUCGAGAUAUUUUCCAGCAAAAAUACUGAAUUCAGUUGUGACUUAUUAUCCAAUGGUAAAUAAAGAAAAACUGAAAACCGAAUUAGAAGUAAUGUACAUGAGGGAAGACUUCAAAAAUAUUACAGGUGGUUUGAAUUUGCUGUCCCUAUUGACUAAUAACAACCUAGAGGAAACUUUUAGCGAAGUAACUAAGUUGUUGCAAAUAAUUAUAACUACUCCCAUGUCAACUUCCGAAGCAGAGCGCUGUUUCUCAACCCUUAAGAGGAUAAAAUCGUUUUUAAGAAACUCGAUGGGCAAUGAACGACUGAAUGCAUUGGCAAUGAUGUCUGUUAAUAAGAAUCUGGUACAUAAUAUCAGCAAUUUCGACGAAAAAGUAAUGGAACAUUUUAUUUCACAGAAAGACAGAAGAUUAGACUUUACAUAUAAACAUUAA